GGAUAUCCUUCGAUUCGGAGACCUUGGAGUACGCCUGUUCUGGGGAGGCGACGGUAAAUUUCGAGUGCGUCCUCCUUCCGGUCUCCGAGGUUUGAUUGCUUGCCCGUAAAGCAGCUACUUCCGGAUAGGCUCGAUGGAUAUUCCUGGGAGGCUGAAAGAAGAGGAGGAUGCUGCUGCCAUUAUUGGCUCCCCCAACAUCACGAGUGCUGCCGAGGCGGCAGAACUGAAGGAGCAGGAUGCUGAGGGCCACAGACUUAAUACACCAUGGACCAUGUGGUUGGAUAAGACGGAGCGCGGCGUCAGCGCCGCCGAGUACCAGGCCUCGCUGAAGAAGGUGUACACCAUGACGACGGUGGAGAGCUUCUGGGCCGUCUACAAGAACAUCCCGGACGUGCAGGAGCUCAACACGCGCUACACUUACCACAUGAUGCGCGACGACCGCAAGCCCCUCUGGGAGGAGCCGCGCAACUCGCGCGGCGGCACCUGGAAGGUCAAGUGCCGCAAGGAGGACUCGUCGGAGGUGUGGAAAGAACUUCUCCUAGCCUGCAUCGGGGAGCAGUUCGAUGAUUUCGUGGCCGAAGACGACGACAUUUGUGGAGUUUCUAUUUCGGUGCGCGACCGGGACGACCUCAUUCAAAUCUGGAACACCAAUGCCGCGCGACAGGAGGAGGCCAAGGUCAUCGAGAAAGUGAGGCUGCUCGUGCCCCGCGUCAAGUUCACGGCCAUAUUCUACAAGCGUCACGAGACCCACCACGCCUUCGAGGGGACUAACUAGAGACGACCGAAGGCCGCGGCGACGCAGCUGGAAGGUCCUCGGGCCCGUGUGCCAAACGGCGGUGUCCGCCUCCGCCGGAGAGAGUGCGCCCGGCGCUGGAGGCCCGCCGGCAGCCGCGCCGGGCCUCGCGGGCCAGGCGCGCGCCCGGGA
Messenger RNA from Pollicipes pollicipes, 925 nucleotides. Its product is annotated as eukaryotic translation initiation factor 4E type 3-B. Gene Ontology annotation, biological process: translational initiation. The record is from RefSeq and is a predicted model, not a curated record. Gene Ontology annotation, molecular function: translation initiation factor activity; RNA 7-methylguanosine cap binding. Bases 134 to 775 code for a protein of 213 amino acids. Lineage: Eukaryota; Metazoa; Arthropoda; Thecostraca; Pollicipedomorpha; Pollicipedidae. Gene Ontology annotation, cellular component: eukaryotic translation initiation factor 4F complex. The transcript is spliced from 6 exons.